Messenger RNA from Symbiodinium sp. CCMP2456, 936 nucleotides. Lineage: Eukaryota; Dinophyceae; Suessiales; Symbiodiniaceae. The record is from the annotation of a GenBank genome assembly.
AUGCCUAGCUAUGAGGAAGCCCUUACAGCCUUUGCGGAAACGCGCUCUCUGCUGGCGAGAGCAGAAGAUGCCAUGCAGAAUGCUGUGCAGGCAGAGCAGCAGAAGGUCGUGGAACUCAAGCGUGAGCUGGCCGAGGCCAAGGAAGCAUCGAGGAAAGCAGUAGCUGAUGUUGCUGCCGCGCGUGAUGCGCAGGAGAAAGCUGAAGGUCGCCUGGAGAAGCUCGAAGAGAAGCUGCAGGCGAAGCGAGAUGCGAUCCAGGAGUUGCAGGAUGAGAAGGAUGCCUUAGAAACCAAGCUCGAGAAAAGAAAGAAGGAAAACCGAGAUCUCAAGGAAGAGGUGGAGGAGCUUGAGAAGAAGCUGGAGAAAAAGGCUGGGGAAGAGAAGAAGAAGCAGAGGCAAGAGAGCCCGUCCAGCAGCGAAGAAGAAAAGAAAAAGAAGCAGCUGAAGUUAAAAGCAUCCGUCUCCAGAAGCCGCAGUCGCGCGGGAAGCCCAGAGAGGGAGCUCCAGAAGCGGAAGGAGAGGAAGUCGAAGAGCCCAGGAGGCAAAAGCAGUGCGAGCUCCAAAGGCAGAGAAAAGGCCAGGAACAGGAGUCGGAGCUUGAGUGGCAGUCGGGAUCGGAGGCGUGAUGACAACGAGAGAGAUCGUGAUCGUCGCGGAAGGAGCCGGUCCAGAAGGUCAUCCAGCCGCCGAAGCCGAAGUAGAGAUUACAGGGCCGGCGGCAAAGGCGAUGGCAAAGGUGAUGGUCUCCAGCUUUGCAUCCCCUAUGUCCAGGGGCGUUGCCGCCGCGGGGAUACAUGUCGAGACAGACACCCUGCUGAUGACUUGGAUGCGAUUUACGAGACUCUCAAGCGGAAGCCUUGUAGAUAUGGCGCGGACUGCAAGCGGCGUGACUGCGUGUUCAAGCAUCCCGAUGAUGGCCGCCGGCGUACCGACUAG